GGGAAAGACGAACUCACCUCCUGGUGGAGAGAGAAUCCAACGUGGAGAAAGAGGAAGUCGGGCCGCGAGCGCGGGACGAGGAGAACGAGAGUGGCGAGAGAGAGAAAGAGCCGGACCCGGUGUGAGGAGAGGGAAAACCACGGGGGCUUUUGAAAAAGUUUUAUCUUGUCGGUACGCUCGGCCUCUCAGACGCUACCGAACGCCGGUACGGUGUUGUUGGCCACGGCGUGGUCGCGGCCUCCUCGCCGACGUGUUGCUGGCAAAAAGAGCGAACGAAGAGAGAAAGAGAGAAAAAGAGGGAAAGAGAGAGAGAGAGAGAAAGAUAGAAAAUCCCGGUCGUGCGCCCGCGAUUUCCGGUCCCGGUCGGUCCUCCCGAUCGUCGUCAACUUCCGUCCAUCUCGUCCGCCCGCGCGCCCGCGGACGUUCGCGCGAGAGAAGCUGCGAGGAGGACCGCCGAAGAGGAGGCUCUCGACAAGCGUUAUCCGCAGGACAAGAGGGCAAAUUCCUCCCGCGUGUCCUUGGAGGAAUUAUUUUUCCUUCGUCCGUCUCGCCAUGUACCGUCGCUGAGGUGUCCCGCAGUGCCAAGAGAAAGAACGAACGAGAGAGGGAGAGAGAAGAAAAAAGAGGGACGGACGACGAUAGGUAGGAAGAGAGAGAAAGAGGUCAGUCAGGAAGAGGGCGAAGAGGUCGAGAAGUGAUUCCUUGCCGGUCGCGACAGACGGCCAGCGGCGAGAUGAAGAACCGUGUGUUGCUAAAGAGUGCGUUGCUCCUGUUGCUGAUCGCGGCGGAUGGUUUGGUGACAGCAUCCGAGGAUGACGACUUGAUUUUCGAUCCGGAGGGCAAACAAACCGCGGCUCAAGCACCAUUGAUCGAAACGCAUCAGGACCAUUCUCUCUUUCACAGGAUAAAGAGAGGGGUGUGGGACUUUUUUACCUCGUCAUCCACGACCACGACCACGCAGGCGCCGCCAGGCCAAAAAGAAGAGGAUGAAGAUCAAAAUCAAGAUAUUGACAAAUCCGUCAUCUUGAACGUUGGGGUUGAAGGAAAUCAUACUCUUGAUCAGCCUGAAACGCCAAAUGCCAAAACGGGUAUUGGUGGCAUCGAAAGAUUAAUCCUCGAGAAGAACGAGGAUAAUGACGAAGCAGACGACGAGCACGAAAAUGAGAUUAGUAACGCCGCAGAAAGUCAAAGAAUACCAAUAACGUACGGAAAUUCCGAUGACGAAGAUUUGGCUGGUUCAGGAGAGAUCGAAGGCAGCGCAGGCGAAGUGGAUUAUCAUCCAAACGCAGGAAACCAACAUCGCAGUACAGACGGCAAAGCACGAUUCUAUCGAAUAACGUUGACGGUUGGCGAACCCUACAGGCGAGAAUACGCUGACAGAAACAGUCCUGAGUACCGAGAAUUGAGCGGCAAUCUCACAGAAGCCGUCGAAAAUUUGUACAAUCGUCACAUUCCAGGAUACAAUCAUUUCGCCAGCGUCGUCAAGAUAUCGCCAACAGCCGACGCUUUUACGUCGCAAGUUACCCUAGACAUUGGUUCGACAUUCACGGACGAGGUUGAGGUGCGUGCCAUCCUAGAGCAACAGCUGCAGUUUCAUUCCUUGGGCAGCAUCCAAGUAGGUCCGGAGGGAUUUACGUUCAGGAUAUUCCAAGCCGGAGAAAAGGACACUCAGCCGGAAUGUGAUCAAACGGCCGAAUUAAGGUGCAGAAGCGGCGAAUGUGUGCCUCUAGAAUAUCGCUGUGAUGGCGUAUUGCAAUGCAAUGAUGGUUCCGACGAGGACAAUUGUCCGACAGAUUCGAAUAGGACACGAGAUGAUUUUGACUACACCACCGUGGUACCGCAACAUUUCCCAUCGGAGGAGAGGACUCACACGCCUGAGGUAAAAUCGGAGGUAUCGGCCUUCGAUAUCAGGGAGAAGGAGGAGGAAUCCACGCUAAGAUCGUCUUCGAACAAGUGCCGCGCCGAUGACACGGUACGCUGUCACGACGGCAGUCGUUACAUUUGCUCGGUGCAGCAAUGUGACGGCAUCCCGGACUGCGAUGAUGCUGGUGACGAGGUCGAUUGCCCGCAUCCAGGCUGCAGCGUUGGAGAAUUUGCGUGCGACGUAAACAGAUGCAUACUGGAAUCUCAGCGGUGCAACUUUGUGGAGGAUUGCCAGGAUGGUAGCGACGAACACGACUGUCAUUAUCCAGCUUGUUCUUCGACCGAGUUCAUAUGCAGGAACGGGCAGUGCAUCGACAGUAACAAAUAUUGCGAUGGCGUGCAGCAUUGCCACGAUGGAUCCGAUGAACACAACUGCCCCUGCAAGGAAGACCAAUUCGAAUGCGCGCCUGGUUAUUGCGUGCCCUUAUCACGACGCUGUGACGGAUACACGGACUGUGUCGGUGGAAGGGACGAACAAAAUUGUUACAACAUGACACGAUGUCGAGCGGAUGAAUUCGAGUGCGCCAUCGGUUCGUGUGUCAGCAAAAAUGCAAGAUGCGAUGGACGUAACGAUUGUUUCGAUCAUUCUGACGAGUAUAAUUGCAACGUGACCACCUGUAGUGGAGAUCAAUUCCGUUGUCUGGACGGCAUCUGCUUAAGUAUCGACAAGCGUUGCAACGGAGUCGCCGAUUGCCGCAACGGCGAAGAUGAGAGCCAAUGUGGUUGCGGAGACGGCGAGUUCCGCUGCACGGAUGGCCGCUGCAUCAGCUACGUGUUGCAGUGCAACGGGGUGAACGAGUGCUCUGACGGCUCUGAUGAGAGGGACUGCGAGAAGCACCCGUGGCGAAAUUUCUAUAACGCCGGAAAGUUUGCAAUUGCACGGAAGUCGUCGGCCGCGAUUUCCUACGGUGGAAAACUCCUCGCGGAACGCCGAAGGAAUAUGAAUAUGCAACCCGUGGCGACGGAAAGCGCCUAUCGUCUCGCCAUCAAACCAGCCGUGACGAUCGGUAAUCCGAUCCUGGAAGCGUUUCCGGAAGAAGCUCAACGACGAAGAUUCCCAAACUCCAUGCAGCGGAAUUCCUCGGCAUACUUGAUAAAAAUUGCCUCCAAAUCGCAAGAUAACGACUCGCUCUCGCUAUGGCGUUACAUAGAGUUUGAUCGAUCUCGCAAGCCCGACGCGAAUUGCAGUAAUGUCCAAGUUUAUUACUCGACCGUUGACCACGUCUCUUCGCGAUCGAGCAACGAAUCUCAAAUUCCUAAACCUCUCAAACUGUCAGAUAAUCUCUUGAGGCAAAUAUUCCAACACAACAAUAUUUCGAUGAAAAAUGUUCAUUCACAAUCUGUCAAUAAUCGCGAUGGAACGCGGAAAAUGAUAGGUGGGAGCAAUCCUGAUCAACCGAGAAAGUCCAAUGCGUCCAAUUUGAACGCGAUGAUCAUAAAUUUUUUAUACGAUAUCAAAAGGGACAGACACGCUACGGAAAAGGAUAUUUCCAAAUUAGAAAAUUCGAACGUCAGAAGUACUUUCUCGAAAAAAGAAAUAGAAUAUCGAGAUAAAAUCGAGAGGGCGGAAACGAAAUUGAAAGAAGAUACGUCUAAUAGAAAUGAAACUCGUGUUGAUAACGCAAAAGUGAUGCCCCAUUCUAGAAACGUCACUUUGGAAGCUGUGAAAAAUGCGCGUGGCACGAGCGAGACUCUAGGGAGAAAAGCGCGCAGAAGGCACGGCUCCGCUUACCAAAAGUAUUACGAUAAAUAUUUGAUUAAGUUAAUGACUUCGUCUACGGUGAGAGCGUCGACAGAAUUGGCAGCGCGAACUUCAACAACAUUAAAAAAUACCUUUUUGAAAAAUAUCGAUGAGUACGAAGUGACCGAAGCUUGGAAGGCUGAAAAGAGGAAUAUGGCAGAAGCUGUAACGGAAUCUAUUCGUUCUGAUGUAUUAUUCAAUAAAACUUACAAGCCAUGGAAUUUACGAGAUAAUUACAUUGAAAGGAAGAACAAUUCAGACAGUAAAGAAAAUUUUUUUGGAUACGAGGUAAGAAAAGACAGUAGAGUUUCGAAUUAUUUUAAUAAAUAUUUGAAGAAUCGUUACACGCCAUCUAAAAGAAUAGCUCCCGUAACUGUGAACACGAAUAAAAUCGAAGAGUACCCUAUGACGAAUAUCAAGCACUAUCGAACGCAGAAAGCAGCAUUACCAAUUUCAAAAGGAACGUCCGCAACAGCAAAAACAAACCAGAAGGAUUAUUCCUCGAUAAAGACGGAAAAUUUGCUGUAUGAAUUUAAUUCGCCAGAGGUAGAAAUACGUCGAUAUUCAGCAAUCGACGCUGACGAUGUCAAUAUAAUAUCAAAUCUUCCGACUUUGGAUCACAACCUGACUGAGACAAAUCGAGGUAAUAAAAAGUGUAAUGAAACGCGCAAGCGGUCUAAUACUUAUUUUGAAAAAUUCUACGGAAACCAUGAAGAAAUUAUAACGCAAGACGAUGACAAGAUCGAUUCCGGAUUGAUAAAUUCCGAUGAGACGCCGAAAUUGAUAAAUGCGAUUGAACGUGCGUACGUGACGUCGAAGGAAUCGCAAGAAUCCAGGGAGACUCUCGAGGAAGAAUCACCAAAGGAUGACUUUGACAUCCUGAUAUUAAGCUCGACGACAACGCGGGCUCCCGAGAUCGUCACGUGGGAUGCGGGCGAAUCCAGAGAGAAAGCGUCUACUGAAAGGCACGGGAAACGCAGGCACAAAAGUCGUCAUAAUGGUCGUAAGAACAACAGAUCCAAGAAGAGAAAGAAGAAUCGCGAUGCGAAGCGUAAGAGAAAACCGACGUCGACCGUCGCUUCGAAAGUCGACGAGCCGACGAGUGUCGAUUAUGGUAACGCUUAUAGUUCAGAGCGGGCGAGGACUACGCUCUCUCACAAUGAUUCAGGCUACGACAAAGCUGACGACAAUUGGAAUACGAGCACUGGUAGAAACGACUGGUAUCUCUCUGAUGAAAUUACAACGGAACCUUUUAAGACGGAAUUCUCUCACGCUGAUGAAUCCGCCUCGGAACAUCCCGUGGAACACAGCAUUCGCAAUGGACUUCAGCCAGAAGAAACAACGAAUGCGGAUCUUGUCACCAGUAGCACUGUAUCUCAUUUAUCGACGACGACCCAUGAGAAAGUUUCCAAAAAAUGUAAAGUACUAAUUGCAACUACCACUGAGAGCGCCUGGUUCAACUGGUCGGCAGACGAUAAUAAAAAGACAAACGAAGAAUCUACGGACGACGAGUGUGAGGAUGUUACUUCAUUUCCGAUCGUAAGUGAAUCGGUAGAAGAAGAAACAAGCUAUUAUGAUACUUUUGUCAGCGAUAAUUCUUCCACAUACGACACUUUAUCCUGGAAAUUUUCCAGCGAGAAAGACAAGGAUAUAAGUAACGAAGAAAUAACCACAACUUAUAGUACGAUUAAGGAUAAAGAAAAUAACAAGAAGAGCGCGAUAAGUAAAUCGGUCGUAAAUGAAGAAAGCGAUGAAAGUAAUAAAGGGACACAGUUUUGGGAUCAGGAGAGCAUCACGCAUUUUGUAAUCGGAGGCACCACGCACGACGUGAAUUCGGAUCUUGGUAGUGAAGAAGAAGAAGAAGACGUAACAGAGAAGUCAAUCUCCGCCGAAGACAACGAAAUCGACAAUGACGCCGUGGCGAUGACGGAGGAUUACGAGAUCGACAAUUGCAAGAGGAAUCAGCACGCUUGCGACAAAUAUACGUGCAUCGAGGAGGACCAAGUCUGCGACGGUAUCGUAGACUGUCUUAAUGCCAGUGACGAAACCGAUUGCGAUUACAUAUACGUCAAAAGAUUGGAAGAGCAUUUCAGAGCUAUUAACAAAGAGAUUGAAUUCAUCUCGUCGAACACUGUGGGGGACGCGUCGCUCGACGGAUGCGAUCGUUACGAGCAUCCUUGCGACGGCACGUGCAUAAACGCGCUGAACGUCUGCGAUGGCAAGAGGAACUGCCUGGACGGUACUGACGAGGAGAAUUGCACCACCGAAGAAUGCCCCGACGGUCAACUACCCUGCGACAAUGGCGUCUGUAUCAAUAAGAACUUCUUCUGCGACCACAAUAUCGACUGCCAUGACGCUAGUGACGAACGAAAUUGCCCGGACAGCGGAGAGACCGGCGGCUCGGGUCAAGAAUGCCACCCCGACAGUUUCACCUGCAGCGACGGCAGCUGCAUACCUCGUGCCGCGGUGUGCGACGGACGUGCGGAUUGUCCGCACGACGAGGACGAGAUUAACUGCCGUCGAGGAUGCACGCGGGACCAGUUCCAGUGCGCUAAUGGAGAUUGCAUCCGCGCCGAUCAGAGGUGCAAUGGAUACAUCGAAUGCGCCGAUGGUUCCGAUGAACCGGAGGAAUGCGAACCACCAGAGCCAUCACCAUCGGGCCAAUGUACCACGGAUCAAUAUACGUGCAUUUCGGAUAGAAGGUGCGUCCCAUUGUCCUCCAUCUGUAACGGAAUUCCAGAAUGCCGAGAUGGAUCCGAUGAACAUAGCUGCGAUCGCAAAGCGGUAUGCUCGUACGAGGAAUGGAGGUGCAAGAGCGGCGAUUGUAUACUUCAACAUCAACGUUGCGAUCGCCGAAUCGAUUGUCCGUACGACGACAGCGAUGAGUUGGGCUGUCACCAUAGGGCGAUGCAAAGAAAUCACAGUAGGUGCAGUGCGCACGAAUGGAUGUGCAAUGACGGUCAUUGCAUCCCGCUGCAUCAGCGGUGCGACAAAAGGCUCGACUGUCCUAGAGACAUGUCCGAUGAGAUGGAUUGCAGUUAUGAUAAUUAUACCCAUGGAACAUCUGACCUUAGGCUGAAGACGUAUCCCAGUGAGCAAGUGAUUAAAGAAAACCCGGCGAAGCAAGGUCGCGAGGUCGUGUUCCAAUGCCGUGACGAAGGUCUUCUACGUGCCAGAGUACGUUGGAUUCGCGGCAACGGCCUUCCUCUGCCGCCCGGCAGCCGAGACAUCAAUGGUCGCCUGGAGAUACCCAACAUCCAACUUGAGCAUGCUGGAACCUACAUCUGCGAAGCCGUGGGUUAUCCACCGUCCACCCCGGGUCGUCAACUAAAUGUCAUUCUUAGCGUUGAGAAGUUUGAGCAGCCGUCCACUCGACCGCCACAAGUGUGCCACUACGAUCAGGCUACGUGCAGCAACGGCGAUUGUAUUCCCAAAUCGUACGUUUGCGAUGGUAAAUUCGACUGCACCGAUGGAUCCGACGAGAUGCGGUGCAGUCCGCACGGAUGCGAGCCCAACGAGUUCCGCUGCAAUAAUAAGCAAUGCGUCAGCAAGUUGUGGCGUUGCGACGGCGACAAGGACUGCGCGGACAACAGCGACGAAGAGAACUGCGCGCCGUCUCCCCCGGGAUCACCGUGUCGUUACAACGAGUUCGCCUGCAGCAGCAAUAAACAGUGCAUCCCGAAGAGCUACCACUGCGACAUGGAGCGCGACUGCUUGGACGGCAGCGACGAAGUUGGAUGCUCCCCCGUUUACAUCAUAAAACCUCCACCGCCGAUGGUCGUCCUCGUUCCGGGCGACGUGUUGGUCCUCACCUGUACAGCGAUCGGUGUUCCGAUACCGGAAAUCAACUGGCGUCUCAAUUGGGGACAUAUUCCCGCGAAGUGCACAACCGUGUCUACUAAUGGAACGGGUACGCUGACAUGUCCGGACAUACAGUUAGAGGACCAGGGCGCGUACUCGUGCGAGGCAUUGAACGUCGGAGGCUUCGUCUUUGCCGUGCCGGAUGCCAUCGUUGUCGUGAAGGAACACCCCAACGUUUGCCCGAGAGGCAAGUUCAAUUCCGAGGCGAAGAUUGCCGAGGAGUGUAUCUCGUGCUUCUGUUUCGGCGUCGCCACGGAAUGUCGCAGCGCCGAUCUCUUCACUUACCAGAUCCCGCCGCCGUUCGACCGUCACAAGAUCGUGUCAGUCGAGACCGCUCCGACGAUUAGGGUCUUCGGCGACGUUAGCAAUCAGAUAUCCGAAAUCCGCCCGCUUGGCCGGGACGGCGUUCAGCUGAUGGAGUCAUUCAGCAACGAACUGGACACGAAUGUCUAUAAUGUUCCCUACUUUGCGUUACCCGAGAACUAUCACGGCAGUCAAUUAAAGUCUUACGGUGGCUACCUGAGAUACACGAUCCAUCACAGUGGUAACGGCACGCCGAACAACGCACCCUCCGUCAUCCUUAGCGGCAACAAUUACAUCUUGAUGCAUAAAGGCGAACAGCCAACGUCGGAUUACGAGAAUGAGAGAUCCGUCAGAUUCUUCUAUGGCGAGUGGUACAAGCAACAAGGAAGAAGCGAGGUCCUGGCCUCCAGGGAGGAGAUCAUGAUGGCGCUGGCGAACGUGGACAACAUUCUUAUAAAAGUGAAGUACGACGACUCGCCACAACUGGUUGUUCGUCUCACCAACAUUGUUAUGGACACCGCCGACGUGCGUAACACCGGUCUAGGAUCCGCGUCUUUCGUCGAGGAAUGUCAAUGUCCUACUGGAUACACUGGUCUAUCUUGCGAGCAUUGCGCACCUGGUUAUCUGAGACGCGAAAGCGGACCAUGGCUUGGUCAAUGUUACAGGGAUGAACCACCGUGUCCUCCGGGAUACUACGGCGAUCCCUCAAGAAACAUUCCUUGCCAGACCUGUCCGUGCCCGCUUACCAACCCAUCGAACCAGUUCGCCCGCACGUGUCAUCUUGGUUCUGACGGUCAACCCACGUGUGAUUGUCCUCCUGGUUAUGUUGGACGCAGGUGUGAACAGUGUGACGUCGGUUACCAAGGGAAUCCUCUUAUUCCUGGAGAUAUGUGCGUCCCACUUCAGCAAUGUGAUCCGAACGGGAGUCUUAGUCCUAAUGCUGAUAACACUGGAAAGUGUCAUUGCAAGCAAUAUGCAACGGGUCUUACUUGCAACCAAUGUAAGGCGAAUACCUUUAAUCUGGCCUCGGCAAAUCAAUUUGGAUGCAUAGCUUGCUUCUGCAUGGGCAUCACCAACAGAUGCGUCUCAUCCAACUGGUAUAGGAACGAGGUUCGUGUGUCGUUCACCAACUCUAUUCGAGGCUUCUCUUUAAUCGAAUCCAAGAGCACUGAUACCCCAGACAUUGUAGAGGGAAUUCAUCUGAACACCAUCAGCCGGGAAAUAAUCUACAGCGACUUUCCCAAUCGCGGUAACAAUGAUGUCUAUUACUGGCAAUUACCCAGCAUAUUCCUCGGAGAUCAAAUAACAUCUUAUGGCGGCAAUCUUAAGUACACUGUCAGAUACGUACCUUCUCCGGGCGGUCAAAGUUCAAGGAACAACGCCGCGGACGUCGAACUUAUUAGCGCCAACGACAUCAACUUGCUUUACUAUUCUCGCGAGUCUCCCGAACCUAACUCUCAGCAAUCAUUUACCGUACCGUUGCUCGAGCAAUAUUGGCAACGUAAUGAUGGAACUCAAGCGGACAGGGAACAUCUAUUAAUGGCUUUAGCAGACGUACGAGCCAUCAGAAUCAAAGCUACUUACACGACGCAUACAGACGAAGCUGCGCUCUCCUUUGUGUCGCUGGACACUGCUGAAAAAUUCAACACAGGUAAAGCUCGCGCGGUCGAAGUUGAAGAAUGUACUUGCCCCGCCGGCUACAGAGGACUUUCAUGCGAGGAUUGCGACGUUGGUUACACCCGGGCUAUUGAAGGUCUUUACUUGGGUAUUUGCGAACCGUGCAACUGCAAUAAUCACUCAAAUCAGUGUGAUCCUGAAACUGGCACUUGUGAGAAUUGCGCUCAUCAUACCACCGGCGAAUACUGCGAGCUUUGCGAACCAGGAUACGAAGGAGAUCCUACUCGAGGCACACCGAACGAUUGUACAUAUAGGAGACCAAAACCCGAGCCAUGCAGAUGUAACGAAGCUGGUGCACGCAGCACUUCUUGCGUCGACGGCCGAUGCGAAUGCAAAAGAAAUGUCGAGGGUCCAGAAUGUAAUCGAUGCCGCCCGUCGACAUACGGAUUACGCGCCGAGAACAUUGAUGGAUGCGUCGAGUGUUAUUGCAGCGGGGUAACUGAUCAAUGUCACGAGAGCACAUUGUACGUACAGCAAAUACCGAUGUGGGUAUACGACUCACAUCACGGUUUCACUCUCACGGACUCGACUAGACGCGACAUAAUCGACGACGGCUUCGAGCUAAAUGUGGCUAUGAAUGAAAUCGGCUACCGCUAUCCGGACAGCAGAAGCCGCAGAUUGUUCUGGUCGCUGCCAAGCGUCUUCACUGGUAACAAAGUGAAGAGUUAUGGCGGAAACUUAACUCUGACACAGCAUAUCACUGCAUAUCCUGGCGCUCAGAGCUACAAGGAUCAAGAUAUUUUGCUAAUUGGCAAUGGCAUUACAUUGUUCUGGACGAAUCCGGUGGAGCUUCAACCCGAGAUUCCGCUGACCUACACUGUCCCAUUAAAAGAACAUGAAUGGAGACGACUGACUACCGAAGGACCGCGCAGCGCUUCUAGGACGGAUCUCAUGAUCGUGCUGUCCAAUUUGGAGGCUAUCUUGGUUCGCGCGUCCCACAGCGAACGAAUGACCGCAACGUACAUCAGCGACAUCAGCAUGGAUACGGCCGUGGAGAAUCUGAUUGAAAACCGACGAGCGACUCAGAUCGAAGCUUGUCGUUGCCCGACCGGUUAUACGGGUACCUCCUGCGAAACCUGCGCUCGCGGUUAUUAUAGAGACACGAGUGACCGGACCGUCAGUUAUCUGGGCGCGUGCAAUCUCUGCCCGUGCAACAAGAAUGAGGAGAGCUGCGAGAUCAGUAGAUCCGGUCACAUCAAGUGUCACUGUCUGUCGGGUUUCACGGGACAGUAUUGCCAAGACAGUGGUGAAGGUGAGCUCAUGGUAAGCUUAAUGCCCAUGAACGGCGAAGUUGCACCGUACUCUACGAUUCAAUUUACGUGCAACUAUGACUAUCCAGACACGUUUUACAUCUAUUUUAAAUUGUCGUCAUUCGACGGAUUUCCCAUAACUGCGCGGGGCGGCGAAAUCGGCCCGAUAAUGAAGACAGAUAAGGGAGCUAUCCGCACUUGGUUCGUCCACAUGGGACACACCCCUUGCAACGUGGAAUGUCACAUCGUGAAUUAUUACGGCAAAGAACUGGUCAAGAUCGUGACGACAAUUACGCCAGAACUAACAACUACUACACCUGGCCCGAUACCUCCACCCAGGAUCAUAAUUUACAUACAAGAACCGGAAUUCCAGAUCGUCCACACCGGAAAUACCGUUCGAUAUCAUUGCACAGGCAGAUCCAAAGAUAGCGAGUCGGUGCACAUUAGGUGGGAGAAAGAGGGUGAUCAAUUACCGCCUGGUAGAAGCUUGGAUGAUGCAAAUGGAUUGUUGGUCAUUAGGGAUGUGAAGGUUUCUGACAGCGGCGUAUACGUUUGCCAAGUGAGCGAUGGAAUCAACAUUGGAUAUAAGAAAGUUACGCUGACUGUUGGAGCGUUUCCAAAACACUUACUGGAAAUACCAGGAGCUAACCCGGUAGAGCCUAAAGUCGUUAUAAAUCCGCCAUAUCAGCAAGUAAAAGAAGGCGAACCAGUUGAGUUCCGCUGCGAAGCCACUGGUAAUCCACCACCCCAAUUGGAUUGGAUUCGAGUUCACGGAAGCAUGAGUCCAGAGGCGACGUUCUAUAACGGUGUAUGGAGUCUUCUAGCUGCAUCGAAGAACGACGCAGCCGAGUACAAAUGCAUAGCUAGAAACAAUGUUGGCACAGACGAGAAGACGACCAUCUUAUAUGUUCAAGACAAUCCUAAUAAGCCACCACCUCAAGGCUUGCCACCGACCAUAACUCCAUCCGAGUGGUCUGGAACUAGCGGAGACGUUGUCAGACUGAUUUGCACACCGUCUCAGUAUGCGAACGUAACCUGGACGAGGUCUGGCGGAUUGCCAUUGCCUUAUACCGCCAGUCAACGCGACGGUAUCUUGACGAUCACUAAUCCUACUCAUAGCGAUUCCGGCAUAUACGUGUGCACCGCGACGAAUAUUUACGGAACGGAGACGAGCACUACUGCCAAGAUUACGAUAGAGCCCCGCACAAACCCACCGACGGUCAAAGUCAAACCGGAACGGCAGGAGGUGUCACAGGGCACGGUGGCUGAGGUGCGUUGCAUUACCAGCGGAGAGCCGGGUGUACAGGUGAAGUGGAGCAAGUAUACGGAAACAAUGAGUUCGCGUGUCCAACAAGUAGGUGACACGCUCAGGAUCAUUAACGCCCAGGUCUCCGAUCGAGGAGUCUACAUUUGCCAUGUUACUAGCCCUUCGGGAAGUUACGAAGCCAGUGCUAUCAUCGAAGUUGAACGUCGCGAAGCUCCAGUUUUAGAGUUGUAUCCACAAGAUGUACAAACAGUCCUCCUCGGCGGCUCUGCCGAUCUCCAAUGUCGUGCGAAGGCUGGUUUCCCAGUACCCGAGUUGCACUGGUCUCGCCAAGACCAUCGACCAUUCCCUUCCAACGUUGAACAACUUUUUGGUGGACUUCUUAGACUGACGAAUAUCACGGCAAAUGACGGCGGUGCCUACAUCUGUUCCGCGUCAAACGAAGUCGGCUCGACGUCGGCCAUCGCACAUAUCGAGGUACAAUCUCUGCCUGUGAUCACUAUCACUCCGAAGCACGGUAUCUUGCAGGUGAAACGCGGAAGUAGAGUCCGUUUGAUGUGCAGCGCGAGCGGUCAUCCGCAACCCAACGUAGCUUGGAGCAGACACGUCAACGGAAUAACUAUACAUGAUACGUUCAGCAGAUCAGCAGCUACUCCCUUGAGCGCCGUUUACGAAAUAUUCUCUGUUUCACCCGACGAUGAAGGAUCCUAUACCUGCCAAGCUACGAACACCGUAGGAAUAGCCGAGGAGCGUAUUCAGAUUCGCAUUGAGGAUGACGACGAUUACGUGCCUUGCACUGGCGACAGAGGCGAUAUUCCGUGCGACGAUCGACAGCGACCACAACCUGAUGAUAGAGACCCGAACCAAACAGGAGGAGGAGUGUUGAUCCCCGAAGACUACUUGAGAAUCCCGAACGGCGGUAAAGUGGAGAUGCGUUGUCAGGUCUUUGGACCGGAUGGAAAUCACAUCUACCUGGAUUGGAAGAGAAGCGAUCAUCGUUCUCUCCCGGAAGGUAGCACAGUGCACAAUGGAGUGUUAAGUAUUCCGACCGUUGACAGAAAUGCGGCUGGAGAAUACAUAUGCUUGGGCUUGGACCCUGCUGGCACCGUACUUUUCCGGGCAAAAUCCCAUCUUGAAAUUAUAUCUCCACCAAGAAUUGAAUUAAAUCCCACGCGUCAGACAGUGGGACCUGGAGAAAAUCCAUCCAUAAUUUGCACCGCUACGGGAGACGAACCCCUUCAUAUCGAGUGGGAAGCUAUAGGACGUCCAUUACCGUAUUCUGUAUCACACAGCGGCGGCAUCCUGCAAUUCCAUGGCAUCACUUAUGCCGACGCUGGCAAAUAUGUGUGUAAAGCGACCAAUGCAGCAGGAACAGCAGAAGCGGUAGCAGAAGUUUUAGUUAAUGAACAUCCUUAUGACAAUGCAAGAAUCCGUGCUGAACAAGGAGACGUGGAAACUCAUGUUGGUAAUUCUGUACGCUUACGUUGCGAGACGCGCGAACGUGCCUUGAUCCAUUGGAGCCGAGAGGGGCAACCCUUACCGGCCAACGCGCGAAUCGGAGAAGAUUACUUAGAGCUGAUGCAAGUGAAACCAGAAGACAGCGGAAGAUACAUCUGUCAGAUCCAGAGCAGCCGCGGAGUAUCCAGCGAUUAUAUAAAUUUGAAUGUUUCUCUAGUUAAUUUGCUUGCGGAUUGCAUGCCAGUGUACCGAUCGCAGUGCAGGCACUGGGAGUAUCAAUGCAGAAGCCUACAAUGCAUUCCGAUGGAAUACUUUUGCGACGGCUAUGUUCAGUGCAACGACGGUACUGACGAACGCUUCUGCCGCAACGCGCGCUAUCGCCAAUAUCUUCAGCGACGACGCGCUGCUGCGGUGCCUUCAGUGAGCAUCGAGGUGUCUCAAGAUCCAAUAAACAUCGGCGAUACAGUUGAUAUACAUUGCACAUAUACUGGGACGCGCAGUCCACGUUAUCGUUGGACGAGACCGAGUCACUUAAGCCUGCCACCAAAUGCGCAAGAGUACGGCAACAUCUUGAGACUAACUAAUGUAGCUGUUAGCGAUAGCGGACCCUACAGGUGCAUGGUGGACACGUCCGAAGGUAUACUUGAAAAGGACUUCAAUCUGAUUGUUCACGGCGGAAUUCUCGAUGAACCAGCGCUUGAGACCAAAUUUGCGCCAUACGGAUCAAGUCUGGAAAUGGAUUGCCGUCUAGAUCUUGAGCCACCAAUACAAUUCCAGUGGAACAAACUUGGUGGACUUCUGCCACGUGACAGCCAGACUUAUGAGAACAAAUUAAAACUGACUAAUGUAAAGGCUGAAGACGCUGGAACAUAUAUUUGCGUUGGAAAUAAUGGAGAAACGCGAGUCGAAGUGCCUACGGUACUGGUUGUAACAGGAGUCGUGCCUAAUUUUAGUCAGGCGCCCGAAAGCUAUAUUGCUUUCCCGCCUCUACCCGAUUCUUAUCUUAAAUUUAACAUCGAAAUCUCUUUCAAACCGGAAAGUUAUGAUGGCAUUCUGUUAUACAACGAUGAAUCUGGUCACGACAAUGGCGACUUCAUCGUUCUAUCUCUAAAUAAUGGAUACCCGCAAUUCAAAUUUAAUCUCGGUUCUGGACCAGCCGUUAUUCGCGCGGAUAAACCUGUUACUUUGAGCGAGUGGCAUACCAUCAAAGUCCAACGCAAUCGAAGAGAGGGAACGAUGCUGGUGGACGGCGAGGGCCCUUACAAGAUGGUCGCUUUGGGCAGACGCCAAGGUUUAGAUCUCAAAGAGCCCCUUUACAUUGGCGGAGUGCCCAGCUACAGUAGAAUCAACAAGCAGGCUGAGGCGAGCACAGGUUUCGUUGGGUGCAUCAGCCGACUAGUCCUUGGGGAGAAGCAGGUCGAUCUGAUGGGCGAUCAGACUGAGAGUGUGGGUAUCACGACUUGCGAGACUUGCGCCGAGAAUCCCUGCAACAAUGGUGGUGUGUGUCAGGAAGCGGCUACAAAGAACGGCUACACGUGCCUGUGCCGAGCUGGUUUCAGCGGCAAACAUUGCGACAACGUCGGACAAUCCUGUUAUUCAGGUGCAUGCGGGGAAGGUAAAUGCGUCGACAAAGAGAUUGGUUUCGAUUGUUACUGCCCGAUCGGGAAGACAGGCUCAAGAUGCGAGCAUUCGGUAGAUAUCUACGACCCAGCUUUCCAUGACGAUAGAGCUUUCAUCGCUCACGAGACUCCGAAAGCUCUUAGAUGGCUUACCUUAGCCAUGAGUUUUAAUCCUGUGGACACCGGGGACGGGAUCUUGAUGUACUGUUCUCAAAGUGACGAAGGCCUUGGAGAUUUUGCAGCGCUCGUAUUAAAGGAUAGACACGUUGAGUUUCGCUUCGACAUCGGUUCCGGUCUUACGACAAUAAGAUCACCUCACGCAGUCCAACCUGGUGUAUGGACGUACGUGACGGUGAAUCGAGAUUUCAAGGAUGCAAAACUAUCGGUGAACGGCGAGCCGUUUGUGGAGGGUAAAUCGCGCGGAGCUGCCAGAACUAUGAACCUAAACACGCCUCUUUACAUCGGAGGAGUAGAUCGUAGACGAAUCACGAUCAAUCGGAACGUCAGCGUCGAUCGUGGUUUCCAUGGAUGCAUAAGCCAACUCGAAGUUUUGUCGAUCAGUUUGGACAUAGUCAAGUCAUCGAUCGACGCGGCCAAUAUCGAGGACUGUUCGGAGCCUCAUCCGAAUCAGACGAUGAUCCGUACGACUAUCACUCCAGCGUCUACGCAGCCACCAACAACGUUAUACGAUCCUUGCGCAAUAAACCCCUGCAUCCAUGGCCAGUGUCAAAAUCUAAACAAUGAUUAUUCAUGUAUAUGCGAAUACGGAUACGCGGGCAGAAAUUGCGAGAAGAUGCAAAAGCAAUGCGAAUUUCUUACUCCGUGUAGAAACGGCGGUUCCUGCACGGAUCUUCACGAGUCCUACAAAUGCGAUUGUCGUCUCGGUUACAACGGACAGAAUUGUGAAAAACUGGCAGAGAUCACGUACGACGUUGCCUUUAGAGGAGACGGUUGGCUGGAACUAGACAGAUCUGUCAUGAUGCACGAAGAAGAGCGUGAGGUUUUAGGCCUCGAGAUCAGCACUAAUAAGAGUUACGGAUUGAUCAUGUGGCACGGUCAAACGCAGAAUGAUCUAAAUCCUGAUGAUUACAUCGCUGUUGCUGUAGUAGAUGGGUUCGUGGAGUAUCAGUACAACUUGGGCUCCGGUCCAGCCGUGAUUCGCGUCACCGCCCAGCGCGUCGAUGAUGGAGAACGGCACAGAAUAAUCUUGAAACGUCAAGGAAGCGAUGGCAGCAUUGAACUGAACGGCGAGCACACCGAGAGCGGGGUCAGCGAUGGACUUCAGCAAAUCUUAAAUGCAAGGGGUAACGUUUACUUGGGCGGCUUACCAGACUACGCGAUGACUUACGGCAAAUACAACGCCGGAUUCUCCGGUUGCAUUUACACACUGGAGGUGCAGGACUCAGGAGCUAUUGAUAUCGGUGAGAAGGCCAUUAGGGGUGUAAACGUCUCGCCAUGCACCAGAGUAAGAUGGAUACCAUCUUCAUUGGUAUUUACGGAUGCGGAUGCAGACGGAUUCGAUGCGUUUGUACCGCCACCACCGGUGAACAUUAUUCAUCCGAAACCCGCGUCCAAUCUAGCCGCGUAUGACAUGACAAGCUAUUCAUUAUUAAUUAUACUUCAAAAUCUUAUUGCUUUAACUAGGGAUAUUAAGGAACAAAGUGUACUUUUCACGCUAUUAUGCGUAGACGCAGUUAACGUUCUGAAUGGCUUGUUAAGCUAA
Messenger RNA from Solenopsis invicta (red fire ant), 16819 nucleotides. RefSeq names its product basement membrane-specific heparan sulfate proteoglycan core protein (gene trol). Gene Ontology annotation, molecular function: protein binding; calcium ion binding. NCBI's taxonomy places the organism in Eukaryota, Metazoa, Arthropoda, Insecta, Hymenoptera, Formicidae. Gene Ontology annotation, cellular component: plasma membrane. The record is from RefSeq and is a predicted model, not a curated record. The transcript is spliced from 58 exons. Bases 734 to 16819 code for a protein of 5361 amino acids.